AAACAAACCCUAUAAAUUCCAGACUAAAAAAAGAAGAUAAUGGAUAACUCCGACAUGCUAAUGAACAUGAUGAUGCAGCAAAUGGAGAAGCUUCCUGAUCACUUCUCUAACCCAAACCCUAACCCUAAUUCCCAUAACAUCAUGAUGCUCUCCGAAUCCAACACUCACCCUUUUUUCUUCAACCCCAACCAUAUUCAUCUCCCACUACUUGACCCAACCAUCACUCACCAUCACCACCAACCCGGUUUAAAUUUCCGGUAUGCACCUUCCACUUCAUCAUCUCUCCCGGACAAAAGAGGUGGAGGAGGAGGCGACAACGCUAACAUGGCGGCAAUGCGAGAGAUGAUCUUUCGCAUAGCCGUGAUGCAACCGAUACAUAUUGAUCCGGAAUCUGUGAAGCCACCAAAGAGGAAGAACGUGAGGAUCUCUAAAGAUCCACAGAGCGUGGCGGCUCGACAUCGGCGGGAGAGGAUAAGCGAACGCAUUCGGAUUCUUCAACGUCUUGUUCCCGGCGGGACCAAGAUGGAUACUGCUUCGAUGCUCGAUGAGGCUAUCCAUUACGUUAAGUUUCUCAAGAAACAGGUGCAGUCGCUUGAGGAGCAUGCGGUGGUUAACGGCGGAGGAGUGGCGUCAGCACCGGCUUGUGUUGGUGGAGGAUAUGGUGGAAAAAGUUGUGGGACUAUGCGGUCUGAUCAUCACCAGAUGCUUGGAAAUACACAGAUUCUUAGGUGAUCACUUUUUAAAUGUAUUAGUUAUUAAUAUGGAGAGGAAAACAAAAAUUCUCGGUAACAAGUGAAAUUUAAUAUUAUGAGUGUUAUCUUUUAUAAACGUAUUUAAUUUUCCUGGUUUUAAUAAUGUCUAGGACGUUUUUUUAAGACAGACCAUUUUAGUGUAAAACUAAUUAUAGUAAUAUUCAAUUAUCAUUGCAAAAUGAAGCAAACUUUGAUUACCACUAACCAGUGAGACAUAUUCAGCUUUCAGCAGGUCUGAUAGGGGUACAUGCCGGUGAAACACUGGUCUUGACAACUAAAAAUUUUAGAAACUUUUUCAUAUAAAAUUCCUAAAUUGUGAAAAAAGAAAAUUUUACUGAAAUUCUUAAAAAAAAUAUUUCAAGUUUCCAAAAUCUCAGCUUCGGCCAUGGCUUUAUUAGUCUUUAUGUGUUGAAUACUUCUUCAUGUUUUUCUAAUGUAACAACAGUGUAAAUUGUAAUGUAUGCCAUAUUCAUAUCGUAUUGUUGUAGUUCAUUGCAUAUAGGUCUACGAUUUUGGGCAACUUGACAAGAAUAUUUUUGGAAUAGCCUAAAUGAUACUCCCUCUAUCCCUCUGUUCCUUAAUGUUACAUAUUCUAGAGAAAAAAAUUGUUUCAAAACGAUCAAUUUUUUUCAUUUCCUAUGCAUAUUUUAUUAAUUAAUUGCAAACUUUAAAAAACUUAAUUGCUCUAGUUGAAUUUUUAUUGGUUUAAAAUUAUGGAAAAAAUGAUAAACAUAAAAAAAUAUGUAAGUUUUCUAAGUUAACAAACUACAAAGGCAUAUUGUAUUGGCAUCUUUAUCACUGGCUUGCUGUAUAUAUAAACAACUUUUAUUUUCUUAGUAAAGGUCUAUUAAACAAUUGGAUCCCUGAUUUUUUUUUCUAGCCUCUUUAUUAUAGAUGGAUUUCUCGGAACUUGAAUCUACUACAUUCAUUAUAGAAGAUGGAACAAACCAGGCAUCAUAACUUUAAGAAGUAUUUUAUACAAAAGUAUUUAUACUAUAACCAAACCAAGUUUGGACCAGAAAGAGCAGUAUAUAUCGCUAUAUGUUAUGGUGCCACAAGGUAAGCCUAAGUAAAGAACCAUUUCACAGAAAAGCCCAUUAAGCUCAAAAACCAAUAUUACCAUAGGAUUGUGCACAACAGUACGUCAGUACCCAUCGUAAAAAAGACUCGAACCUUAUAAUGAUUUCAAAUGGGGUAUAUCUAUAUUAUUAAAGUUGAAGUACACAUUGAGAUGGUUUGGCAAUAUGGAUAGUAGAUAAAAAAAUACUACUGU
This is a messenger RNA of Brassica rapa (field mustard), 2025 nucleotides long. RefSeq names its product transcription factor HEC2. Gene Ontology annotation, molecular function: protein dimerization activity; DNA-binding transcription factor activity. The record is from RefSeq and is a predicted model, not a curated record. Lineage: Eukaryota; Viridiplantae; Streptophyta; Magnoliopsida; Brassicales; Brassicaceae. Gene Ontology annotation, biological process: regulation of DNA-templated transcription.